Phytomonas sp. EM1 is the source of this 223-nucleotide messenger RNA. NCBI's taxonomy places the organism in Eukaryota, Euglenozoa, Kinetoplastea, Trypanosomatida, Trypanosomatidae. The record is from the annotation of a GenBank genome assembly.
AUGGCAAAAAAGCGGGGAGGAAAAGGGGGGUAUUUUUAUAGAGAACGGUGUGGUAUAACGCGAGAUCUAGAAUUGCCUUCCUUUUCAGGGUUUGCCCUGCAAUUUUUCCCAACCCCUUUUCGUACUUUACCAGUUGAUCCGUCGAAGUUGCAUUCAUUUCUGUUUCUUUAUUAGUUCCACAUUGCAGAGUACGGGUGCGGUACUAUGUGACUUAUGUCUAAAA